This is a messenger RNA of Urocitellus parryii (Arctic ground squirrel), 293 nucleotides long. The record is from RefSeq and is a predicted model, not a curated record. NCBI's taxonomy places the organism in Eukaryota, Metazoa, Chordata, Mammalia, Rodentia, Sciuridae.
AUGGCAGAAGAAAAGCCCAAGGAAGGAGUCAAGACUGAAAACAAAGAUCAUAUUAACUUGAAGGUGGCGGGGCAGGAUGGUUCUGUGGUGCAGUUUAAGAUUAAGAGCCCUCUUAGUAAACUAAUGAAAGCAUACUGUGAACGACAGGGUUUGUCCAUGAGGCAGAUCAGAUUCCGAUUUGACGGGCAGCCAGUUAAUGAAACAGACACACCUGCACAGUUGGAAAUGGAGGAUGAAGAUACAAUUGAUGUGUUUCAGCAGCAGACAGGAGGUGUCUACUAAAAAGGGAACCU